Messenger RNA from Larimichthys crocea (large yellow croaker), 702 nucleotides. It is a transcript of the gene sf3b5, whose product is annotated as splicing factor 3b, subunit 5. Bases 160 to 420 code for a protein of 86 amino acids. Gene Ontology annotation, cellular component: precatalytic spliceosome; U2 snRNP. The transcript has 2 exons. NCBI's taxonomy places the organism in Eukaryota, Metazoa, Chordata, Actinopteri, Sciaenidae. The record is from RefSeq and is a predicted model, not a curated record. Gene Ontology annotation, biological process: mRNA splicing, via spliceosome.
CCGGCUUUUUGUUUCCACACGGCUCGUUUUACUGAGGAAACCCACCGGAAGUUGCUCCGCUAGCAUUGUGUCGAGCUGUGGACGCUGUGAAGACUUUUUGUUUUUUACUCUCUACGUUUGUUUUUUAAUUUCUUCACUUCUCAUCCGAUCUCGGCGACAAUGACAGACCGAUACAACAUCCACAGUCAGCUGGAGCAUCUGCAGUCGAAGUACAUCGGCACAGGACACGCCGACACCAGCAAGUGGGAGUGGCUGGUGAACCAGCACAGAGACUCGUACUGCUCCUACAUGGGACACUUUGACCUGCUCAACUACUUCUCUGUGGCUGAGAACGAGAGCAAAGCUCGAGUCCGCUUCAACCUGAUGGAGAAGAUGCUUCAACCGUGUGGGCCACCAGCAGACAAACCUGAUGAUGCCUAGAUUAAACUUUUUACUUGCAGUUUUGUUUUUUUACAGUUUUGUUUUUUUUUUGGACAUUCAAUGUUUUGCUCCUCUGAAAAUUCUGAGCGUAAAGCUUUGUAUGACCCUGAGCCACACAGGCGAAAGAAAGAAGAGUAGCAGGGGCUUCAAGAUGUGAACAUUCACCAGAGAAGAUGAUAGAAAAUGUGUACAAGGUGUUGUCACAUCAUCUGUAUCAACUGAUGGAGCGGUGUUCUUAAUCGAAAUGUCUGUUUUGACCUCAUUAAAAUUUGUUUUUCUCUA